Messenger RNA from Erigeron canadensis, 1491 nucleotides. RefSeq lists its product as uncharacterized. The record is from RefSeq and is a predicted model, not a curated record. The transcript has 7 exons. Lineage: Eukaryota; Viridiplantae; Streptophyta; Magnoliopsida; Asterales; Asteraceae. Bases 169 to 1164 code for a protein of 331 amino acids.
CUUUAGCACCGAACCUGGAUUAAACCGACCUACCGUAAAACGCUACUAUAACCAGUCACUUUUCCCUUCUUAUUUUUACUCUUAAAAUUAUCAUUAUUAAUCUCUUUAUUCCAAUUGUCACUCGAUUCUGCAAAAUCAAGAGAGAGAGAGAGAAAUAGUUUGACGAAGAUGCAGGGUGGGAGAGGAAGAGGCAAUCCGGUAUUUGGUUUCGGCGAUCCUUUUGCUGAUUUCGGGGGUUUGCCUAGUGUUUUCGGAGGAAGGGAUCCAUUUGAUGACCCUUUCUUUACACGUCCAUUUGGUGGAGUAUUCCCGUCUGGACUCGCAGGGAGUCCUUUCAUGAAUAUGAAUCCAUUCGGGUCAAGCUUCUUUGGUCCAAGAUCAAAUCCGUUCAUAGAUGGACAAGCACCUCGAAUUCAUGAAAGUAGACCUUCCCUGCCAAAUAGUUCAAGAGGACCGAUUAUUGAAGAAUUGAACUCUGAUGAUGAAAAAGAUCAGUCUGAUGCGGAAGACAGUGAGAAAGAAAAUCCUCGGCCUCAUACUAGGCAUGAUAUGCAACCUUACAUUGAGCAUCCCGAUGAUGAAUUUGAAGGUAGAGAGCAAAGGCAGACACAGUUUGGAGAUAUGUUCAGUAUGAUGAAUAAUAUGCCCUCACGUCCACAAGCCCACAGCGUCACCUUUCAGAGCUCUACCGUAACAUAUGGGGGUUCUAAUGGAGCAUACUAUACUUCAUCUUCAACCAAAAGGACUGGCAGUGAUGGAUUGAGAUUUGAGGAAUAUAAAGAAGCCGAUUCAAUGACUGGCCAGGCUGCUCAUAGGCUUUCAAGGGGAAUACAUGAUAAGGGCCAUACUGUUACUAGGAAUCUAAAAUCAGAUGGGCGAGUAGAUACAAUGCAAGUGCUGCACAACAUCAAUGAAGAUGAGCUCGGCGGAUUUGAAGAGGCUUGGAAAGGAGAAGCUAGAAAGCAUCUACCUGGGUGGACUGGUGGAGUUAGUACUCAUGAAGUGAUAGGAGGGCCGAGAAGAGGUGGUUGGGCACUGCCUUCACCUGAGCAGACAGGACAGGAUUUGCAAAACCAUGGAAGUACCUCUGGCUCACACUUGGGUGUGAGAAGGCGGCCAGAUGGUGGUAAGGACGGUCAGUUACCUAAGAUCAGGAGAUUCUGAGAUGGUCAGGGUCACUAGCUUUGUAGAUUGUUGAAAAGAGCAUGUCAGCUUGUAUUUUGUUCACAUAACUAUUGGUGAAUUUCUUGAUGCAUAUGGUUAUAACUAGAUGAUGAAUUGAAAUCCUCCUGAGCUGUUGCUCUGUUCGACUUUCAGCAGCAUGGUCCAACCAGGUAAUAAUCAUGAUCUAGUUUGAGCAGUGUAUAUAACAAAUCUGCCCUACAAAAACAUAUCAAUCUAUAGUUUAUUCAGUAUAGAAAAGUCAGAAAUGGCAUGUAAUAUCAUUUAUAUGCAAAGUAAAACUUAUUGUAACGAAGUCAAUUACAUGGA